Mya arenaria is the source of this 1287-nucleotide messenger RNA. RefSeq lists its product as uncharacterized. The transcript has 5 exons. Lineage: Eukaryota; Metazoa; Mollusca; Bivalvia; Myida; Myidae. The record is from RefSeq and is a predicted model, not a curated record. The coding region runs from base 34 to 1287 and encodes 417 amino acids.
UUAACAUUCAUCAAUAAAUAAUUUUGCGAAGAUAUGCCACGACAAUGGAUGAUUAUAUGUGCUCAACUUGCCGUACACAUUUCCGCUCUUCUGUGCUGCGUAUGUGCAGCGGAUAACAAGUAUGGAACGAUAUUAGUGGUAGGACCAGCUUUUGUAAACAGGGAGGUAACACUGAAAGCGACCCCGUCCUACCCUUGGGGAUGUGACGUAGAAUGGAAGUACAUAACUGUCGGGAACACAACAUUCCAAACAAUGAAUGGGACAAAUGUUAAUAUAUAUUCUGAUGAUACGUCAUUCCUUUUAAAAUGGACGGCUUCAAUCGAAUACAACGGAUCUUAUUUCUACGCUGGAUGUUCGACAAACGAAACAAUUCAAACAAGCAUGACAUCUAUAAAUAUGAAAGAUAUUGUUGGGCAAUGUGGAGCUCUCGUGCUUCUAAGUCCGAUUGUUCGCGGCGCGAACGUCAAACUUGGAUAUUUUCCGUCUGACUAUUUUUUACAACGCCAAACUAACACUACCCGAAAAUGGAUGAAAAACCUCCAGGACAUUGAGCUACAAGAAGGUUUUUAUGAGGAGAAAAUCGUUUCUGAAUUUUUGUACAUAUUGACUAUAUUUAAAUUCGAAGAAAGAAAUGAAGAGACGUAUGUUUUAAUUUGUUAUUCAUCAUACAAUGCGGAUUCUGUGCAGCUUCAUAUUCCAGAAAGUCCGGUUUACCCAGUUCUUGGUCCAAAAUCCCAUGACUUUAAUACAACAGACUGUAUUUAUGUUUAUGCUGUCUCUGACUUUUAUUGCAAAACUGAAAAUGGAACAGAACCAGUAGAGGUCGUACUUAUACUUGGCAAUGAUUCAUUUGUCCUUUCUGAAAGCGACGGGAACAAAGGAUUUUACCGAUACCAAAACGUGUGUCAACUAAUAGCUGGAAUGUCUAGACGGAAUGUUAUAUGUCAGGUUUCUUAUUUUUCCCUUGAAACGCCUGACGAAGCGCACGAGACAGGAAGCCUGCCUGUUAUAACAGUUCGUGAAUUAAUUCAUGGCGAAAGCUCUAUAUCUAUCUGUGAAGUGCGAAAUGUUAUUCCUGCUCCGAUAAUAGAAGUACACGUUGACAACAUCUUGCUUGGUGAUGUUCAACAAACUGAUACAUUUAAUGAAUCAUCUCAUACUUUUACAAGUUCAGCAAAGGUGACAAAGGCUAACAAAAUGUGGAAUGGAAAGAGAUGUGCUGCACCAGGAAAAGCAAAUAUGAUUUUGGUCCAAACAAUGUCUCAGUAUGCAAAACUGUCAGUAUGA